This is a messenger RNA of Chlamydomonas reinhardtii, 3314 nucleotides long. RefSeq lists its product as uncharacterized. The record is from RefSeq and is a predicted model, not a curated record. The coding region runs from base 257 to 2737 and encodes 826 amino acids. NCBI's taxonomy places the organism in Eukaryota, Viridiplantae, Chlorophyta, Chlorophyceae, Chlamydomonadales, Chlamydomonadaceae. The transcript is spliced from 2 exons.
CUUCAAAAACGGAAUCCACCUGGAUCCUGGCUCGGGCUCUCGGCCGUACUGCAAGAUUUUGCCUAAUCAUACAUCACGCUCUUUAGCUUAUCAGAAGUUUCACCAGUGGGCCUUUACAUGAGCCGCUACCCUCGACACACAAGUGCCCGCCAAAAACAAAGACGAGCAAGGUCCACUGCUUGCGCCACAUGCAUGUUUUACGAUAAUAAUCACCGUAUAGGCUGGGCCCAGCUUUGAGCUCCAAAGCGCGGCAGCAAUGACCAGGAAAAGUACCAGGCGCUCGGCCGCUACGGCCGGGGAUGGCCCAACUCCUGAGGGCGCGACGCUGCUGGACGUACUUCGUGCACUGGAUCUUGACACGCUCGGGAACAUGCUCUUUCGAGGGUACCGGAAGCAGUAUCUCGGCGCCCGCCUCGCGUGCAAGGCCCUGCGCGAUGCCUUCGACACCACCCAACGGAUGGUGUCCGUGACCGCCACGGACAAUAUAGCACGCGAAUGGCAGGCGGGACAGCGGUCGUAUCUGGCGCGCGCACCCCACUGCAGCCACCUGGUCGUGAAAGUAGCCACUUACCCAGAGAUCGAGGAGGAGGAGGAGGAGGAGGAGGAGGAGGAGGAGGAGGAGGAGGAGGAGGAGGAGGAGGAGGAGGAGGAGGAGGAGGAGGAGGGGGAGGGGGAGGAGGACAGUGAAGAUGGCUGCGGGCAGCGCGCCGCCGGCGCUGCGUACCCACACGACCAUCUGGCCCGACUGGCCCUGCUGGGCACCACUGCGGAGGGCCGCGCCAGCGUCAAGAACCUGAGGCUCACCUGUAACGGCUCUGGUCUCGAGCUCUCCAGCGUGGUCUCGGCGCUGCUGUCGCAACUGCCAGGGCUUGAAGCUCUGGACGCGGCCGAUUGUGUGUCCCCGGCCGGAAUGGGCAUUGGCGACCGCACCCGGCCCGCCGUGAUGCACCACGCCCUGGCCAGCUACGCGCCGCGGCUGGACCGGCUCUACCUGCCUUCCACUUCCGGCAUGCUGCACGGCUUGGGCGCGCUGGCGGCAUGCAGCGGCCUGACGCAACUCAGCAUCUUCGGGCGCUGUACCUUCGGAGGCACCUCUGGUGACCCGGCAGAGCUGGACGCUCAGGCAGUUGCCGGCUUGUCACAGCUGAUGCAUCUGAAGAACCUGCGGCUGCUUUGCCAUGACCCCAGCGGCGGCACCCAUCUCGCUGCGUUGCUGGGCGGCCGCCGGCCGCCUAGCCUGCAGUCGCUGGGGCUCACGUGUUCGGUGCACGUGAUUGCGGCAGCCGCCAGCGCGCGCGGCAGCGGCCGCAGUGCUGGUGGCAGCGGCGGGCGCACGCAAAACCUGCCAGCUGUGUCCAUGGGCGUUGAGGCGGGGCCGGGCGGACCUGGGCGCAUCGUCAACGUUGUAACAGACCCGCCUGGCAGUCACGUUCCCGGUCCGUCAGGGCUGGACCUGCUGUGCCAAGUGCUGGUCGCCGCCACCGACCGGCUUCCGCCUCACUGCCGCCGGCUCCAGAUGCUGUAUCUCCAAUGCUUCGACAUGUCCUGCUGGGCUGCCUCGGAGGAGCAUCUGCACCAGAGCCUGGGGCCGGAGGGGCCGGUGCCGGUGCUGCUGGAACGUUGCGACCGCGUAGGGUUGGGGCUUCUGGAGCUGCGGGAGGCGAGAGCGCAGGCCGCGUGCGCCGUGCUGCGCGUGCUGGGCAUGCCGGCGAGGCUGAGGCUGCGGCACGGCUGCCUUGACCUGGAAGCCUCAGCGAAGCCGCAGCCGCAGCCGUUGCAGGCGGGAGAGCCCCGGUCCCUGUCGUCGCUACGGCUGGAGACCGCGACGCCGGAUGCGGUCCUUCGGGAGGCUGUGGAGCGCCUGUGGCGGGCAGCGACCGAGCAAGCAACCGAUCAGCACACUGACGGCGAGAGCGUUGUCUACAGCGACAUCGACAGCGUGGACUGGCGCUGUUAUAACGCCAGUAGCAGCAAGUUCGUGCUGCUGCGCGGGGUCCCGCAGCUGCCGGCUGUGGCUGACAGCGGCGGCGGGGACGUGCACAAGGCGCUGGGGCGCUGGUUGGACGGGCUGGCUGGACUCGCCCCGCCUGCAGACGCGCAAGCGCCGGCGGCACGGGCUGGGGCAGAGGCGGGGCCGAGCGCAGAGGACGCUGGGUUGGGGCUGCAUGUCGGGCGUCCAAGCAUCCAUGUCAGCGCCCUUUGCGCCAACACCUUUGUGUGCACGUGUCGAUCGGGUGACGAUGCGGAGGAGCUCGUGGCGGCGCUUGCACCAGCCGGCGCGGCGGCGCCUACAAGCUGGAGUUGCGUGGGGCGCUCCGGGGGCGGUGAGGUGGGAGGCAUGCAGGGAGCCGAGCCCCGCCGCCCCGCCCCAGCCGUAUCCGCAGCCGCCCGAAUAGCAGCGCAUGUCCCACGCCGUCUACCAGGCGCUAGGGCGUACAACAGCACUUCCCUCGUCAAGAGAGCAGUGCUGCAGGUGCUCUCUGAGCUGUGGCACCGGCCGCCGGCGGACGAUGCCCGUGGCCGUCGGAGGAGCAGCGCGGGAGGAGCGAUGCCAGCGGCGGCGGCAGGAGGCCCCAGCGCGGGGCAGCUGGGCGGCGCGGCCGUUGGGCGCAUACGGCAAGUGCUGGAUCUCGAUCUGGCGCUGACGCGGCAGUGGCGUGCCGUUCACACGCUGAGCAAGGCUCUGAACUUGCCGGAUGUGGACGCGGAAACGAGUGACGGUGAUGCUAGUGAGUAGCUUGCAGGGUGGGGGUGGGGGUACAUGGUGCAUGCUGGGGUUGCUGUGGUGUCAUGGUAUUGAUAGCCGGAUUCUGUGCGUGUGCAUCGGCGCGCUGGCCUCAUGGGCAGGUGCAGCGGUUUUGCUUGCUGUGAGGGACCUGAAGGCCGGCAUUGACCACCAUUGCUUUCGCCGUCUUGUGUGUGGUUGCGGCACCGGCAUUGUCGUUGCCGAGUCGCAUGCUGUGUGUGUCAUUGCUGUGUGUGUUAUGGUGGGAAAGCACAAGCAGGAGGGCGUUGAUACCGCGCAUGCGAACGUUGGGCUGUGUUGUUACUGGUGCUGACUGGUUUGCGUGCGGUGAAUCUUCAUUGUAUGCGCUUGAUAAACAUCGUUGGGCCGUUGGGCCUGUCUAGCGCACGGUGGGUUGUAGGGGCGCUGCUACCGAAUAGUUUGUUCAUGUGGUUGCGUGCGACGGGACAGGGUAAGAUGAGGGUUGGCGCAGCAGUAAUUACCGCUGUGUCAAGCGCCUCGAAAUGAAGAAUAGAGGCAGUAACGGAGCCGUGGGUCCGGCUGCGCUAUUAAGAUGAUAAGGGCAUGG